GCGCGCUGUGUUGAAAUGCCUGGCACAUCGGUGCAGAGCGACAGAGCCCAGAGUGCGCUCAGAGUUUCCAAGAGUCUUGGUCUUCCCGCCGCAGCCAUGGCAGAGAACUCCGACAAAGUUCCUAUCACCCUGGUGGGGCCUGACGACAUCGAGUUUUGCAGUCCCCCGGCGUACACCACGGUGACCGUGAAGCCUUCCAGCCCCGCGAGACUGCUUAAGGUCGGAGCCGUUGUCCUCAUUUCGGGGGCGGUGUUGCUGCUCGUCGGUGCCAUCGGGGCCUUCUACUUCUGGAAGGGUAGUGACAGUCAUAUUUACAAUGUCCAUUACACCAUGAGUAUCAAUGGGAAAUUACAAGAUGGGUCAAUGGAAAUAGAUACUGGGAACAACUUGGAGAUCUUUAAAAUGGGAAGUGGAGCUGAAGAAGCAAUUGAAGUUAAUGAUUUCCAGAAUGGCAUCACAGGAAUCCGUUUUGCUGGAGGAGAGAAGUGCUACAUCAAAGCGCAGAUGAAGGCUCGUCUUCCUGAGAUGGGCACGAUGACCAAGCAAAGCAUCUCCUCGGAAUUGGAAGGCAAGAUCAUGCCCAUUAAAUAUGAAGAAAAUUCUCUUACCUGGGUGGCUGUUGACCAACCUGUGAAGGACAUCAGCUUCUUGAGUUCUAAAGUCUUAGAACUCUGUGGCAACCUCCCUAUUUUCUGGCUUAAACCUACAUAUCCAAAAGAAAUUCAGAGAGAAAGAAGAGAAGUGGCAAGAAAAAUUGUUCCAACUACCACAAGAAGACCACGCAGUGGGUCACGGGGCAGCCCGGGCCCUGGAAGACUGAGUAAUGAAACCAGACCUAGUGUUCAAGAGGACACUGAACCCUUCAAUCCUGAUAAUCCUUACCACCAACAGGAAGGAGAAAGCAUGACAUUUGACCCUAGACUGGAUCACGAAGGAAUCUGCUGCAUAGAAUGUAGGCGGAGCUACACCCAUUGCCAGAAGAUCUGUGAACCUCUGGGGGGAUAUUAUCCAUGGCCUUAUAAUUAUCAAGGUUGCCGUUUGGCUUGCAGAGUUGUCAUGCCAUGUAGUUGGUGGGUUGCCCGUAUCUUGGGCAUGGUGUAAAUUCAUUUCAUGUAUCAGGUGAUGUCAAAUAAAAAUUAACUUGUGAGUUGACAACCAAAGAAGCAUAAAGCAUGCUGAUGCUGAGGGACCAUAAAGUAUUUCAUUCUCAACCAGAGCAAUGGUAUCCUGAACAAAAACAGAACUUCUCAACUGCUUUCCAGAACUUUAUCUAGUAUAUGCAAGUACACUGAAAAGACAGUAUAAGUCUACAAUGCCAUGAUAUCUUUAUUUGCUUUGCUUUAAUAAGGCCUACUGUAAUUCUUCCCAAGCUAUUAAUAAACAUGAAAAUUUUACAAUGUG
Molecule: messenger RNA, 1401 nt
Organism: Sciurus carolinensis (gray squirrel)
Lineage: Eukaryota; Metazoa; Chordata; Mammalia; Rodentia; Sciuridae
Gene: Cnmd
Product: chondromodulin
Exons: 7
Coding region: 16-1101 (361 amino acids)
Biological process (GO): negative regulation of angiogenesis; negative regulation of endothelial cell proliferation
Source: RefSeq, a predicted model, not a curated record